This is a messenger RNA of Nicotiana tabacum (common tobacco), 2091 nucleotides long. RefSeq names its product E3 ubiquitin protein ligase RIE1. The record is from RefSeq and is a predicted model, not a curated record. Lineage: Eukaryota; Viridiplantae; Streptophyta; Magnoliopsida; Solanales; Solanaceae.
GCAUUUGAAGAACCCCACACUGCUUUCAGCUUUCAUACUUUGCUUCCUCAAUAAACAAAAAGAAAAAAAAAUAAAGCCUAAAACGUCUGAGGAAGUUAGGCCAACGGUUAUAGUUCCUCACCCUCUUUUAAAAAAUUCACUUGAAAUCAAAGCAAAAGGGGCUGUUUGAUUAUUGGUCACCAUCUGAACCCAAACUUCACCUUCCUCGAUCUGUCAUGUUUGUUCAACCCCAUAACCUCUUUCUCUUCUUAUUUCCUCCCUUUUUAUUCCUACUUCCAUUCCUCUUUUCUCUAUUCUUAUCCAUUUUCUUAGAGAUUCUUGAAAUUAUGUAAUAGGUUCGAUUUGGGAAAUUUUUGCUGUGACAUGCUGCCAGGGAAUUUUCUUUGAAAAAUUCUAUAAUAAUCAUUGUCUCUCCAUCCACAUGCUAUAUGGUAUUAUUACUGAUGAUAUAUUACUUGAUAGCAGUAAGAAUUUGAAAGUUCUUGGAAAUUUCUCCUCGUUGACGAAUUUGUUAAAUACACCUCCUGGCUGAGGUACAAGUAUGUUUAGCUAAGCAGUGUCCGGAGUCGGCUCCAUGAUUUAAAUUUGACUGUUCAAUAUUUUUGUUCUUAUCACCGAACCCAUUACACUUUUUUUUACUGUAUAUCUAUAUUUCGUAUUGAAAAUACUGGUUUCAGUUGAACCUAUUGAUCUACAUACGCGUCAUCAUUCGCAAUGAAUAGCCGUUACUUCAUUACAACAGACUCGUUAUGUAGUUCUCGAGUUGUUGUUCCUUUCCCGACAAUUGCAACUGAAGUUGUGGGAGAAACAAUGGAUGUUAAUGUUAGAAACAUGUCUUUAUCAAGGACACCUCUUUCUUCAUUCUUGAUAAGAAUGACUAUUAGAAUAUCAAGAUCAAGGUGUUUCAGUUUCUUAAGGAGGGUGUUUCAUUACCAAAAUGGUUCAAGAUCAGAACUUGGUUCAAAUCCUUUUAAUUCUGUGAUUUGGAUGAUGAUGGAGUGCAUAGCUUUAAGUAUUCAGAUAAUUGUCAUAGCAUACACAUUGGCUAUUUCAAAGGAAGAAAGGCCAGUUUGGCCAAUGAGGAUUUGGGUAUUUGGAUAUUCUUUUGGAUGUGUACUUUGUCUGAUUCUGCUUUAUUGGCGCUAUUGGGCAUUAUAUAUCAGGCAAAGAGAUGAUAUUGAGCAGCAAAUAAACCAUGAUGAUGAAUCAAGGGCCUUGCCGCCUCUACUGGAGAGAUGUCGGACUUGUAUAGAAUUGUUCUUCGCCAUAUGGUUUGUAAUGGGAAAUGUUUGGGUGUUUGAUUCACGCUUUGGAUCAUUUCAUCGUGCUCCAAAACUUCAUGUCCUCUGCAUCUCACUGCUAGCUUGGAAUGCUAUCACUUACUCUUUCCCCUUCAUAUUGUUUGUAUUGUUAUGCUGUUGUGUGCCAAUUUUGAGUAGUCUUCUUGGCUAUAACAUGAACAUGGGAUCACUCGAUCGAGGCGCAUCUGAUGAACAACUCUCCAAUUUACCUAGCUGGAAAUACAAGGAAAUUGGAAAUAAACAGGAGUUUCAGACUUCAGCUAUAGAUAAUGAAAAUGCUGAAUGUUGUAUCUGUUUGGCCAAGUACAGAGACAAAGAAGAGAUGAGAGAGUUGCCUUGUUCUCAUAUAUUCCAUCUCAAAUGUGUGGAUCAAUGGCUCAGAAUUAUAUCUUGUUGUCCUCUCUGUAAACAAGAAUUAGAGAGGUAAAAAUUGCAAGAAAAGCUCAUGAUAGUACUACUGAUACUUCAUUUGUUUUUAUUUUAAUUUUCUUGCCCAAGUUUUAAAGAAAAGGUCAAUAUAAAUUGCAUGUAAAACAUAGUUACUAGAGUGAGCAAAAAGUUAUUGUAAAUUAUAGUUCACCAGUGACUAUGCUUCUUGGUGAGAGAGUAUUGAGAAGAAUCAAGAGAAGUUGAUGGCGCAAAAGUUGUUUCCUUUUUUUGGGAAGAUAUUAUUUAACUCUUCCAAAUAUCAUUAUGUAUCUCUUUCUGUAUUGACUACCAGUAUGAUGUUAAAUUCAAAAGCUUAGUAGAGGCUUCUUAAAGGAAAAUGGAAAUUAGUCAGCUUUGUCGA